AUGGGAAACUUAAGUGAGGCUGGGGCCACAAUCUUAUUUAGCUACGGAUUUAAUGGCAGUUCAGGCCAAUCUCCUUAUAAACAAAAAUUUGACACUCCAGGAUUCUCUGAUUCAUCCAUAUUUGCCACAACAGUUAUUCCUUUAAGAUUAGUUUUCAAUGACAUUAUUUUAUGGAAUAACAGGACACCACAAUCCGUCCGCUUCUGUAGACCUCUUAAAAUACAAUUUGCGAAAGAAACUAAGGAACUUGUGCUCAUGGAGAAGGAAGAUAUUAAGGAUCAAAUUAAUCAAUUAAAUAUUUUGGAAAUACCUUUAUCUACAAUUAGCUAUUUCAGUGAAGAAGCAUCUGAGUCACGCAAUAAAUUGUAUAAACAAGACCGCCAAUUCCACUCCCGAAAAACCAGUAGGAAAAACAGUUUAGAAGACGUAUUUAACAGGGCUAUGGAUACUUCAGAUCCUUAUUGUUCAAGUAUAAAUUUAAAUUCGAGAAUUAAAGGUCACCGAACAUUAAACAUACCUGCAGAUGUUGUAAGUUUGUUCCGUGAAAUAAAUAUGCAUUUGAGCUCUCAAAAUGGAACAUCAGAACAGAAUAAAAUGGAAGAUGAAGAGAAAGAAUGUUAUAUAGAAAACGUAUGUACUGACUUAUUAGACCAUUUAGUUUUAGAAAACGAUGAUGCUAUAUAA
Molecule: messenger RNA, 684 nt
Organism: Brassicogethes aeneus
Lineage: Eukaryota; Metazoa; Arthropoda; Insecta; Coleoptera; Nitidulidae
Source: the annotation of a GenBank genome assembly